AUGUCAUUGCCCCUUGGUCAAGCACUCCUUCGUCCUGCUGUAAGCAGUGAUGGCCGCUAUAUUGCACUCAUCACCCCAACCAGCGCACUGCAAGUCAUACAGGUCGUCGACACUCUUGAGGUCAAAGUUCUCUUCGAUGGAAGCCCACCCAAAGUUGCAGCCAGCUUUCUCUCUCACUUGACAGUCCUGAAAUGGUCGCCUCUGUCAUCCACCGCAGACGAGAGGUCUUGUCCGCCAUGGCUGCUUCUAUCGGAUGGUCUUCGAUUGCUAGUCUUCAACACAGAACGACUCCUCGAACUUGCACAAGAUCACGGCUCCUCCAGUCCGGCAUACAUCGCAGCCGACUACGAUUUCGGGGAGCACUCUGGUAAACUAUCAUUCGCAGACUUCCUAUUCGAUACCAAACACGUCCUUGUCAUGUUUGAGUCCUCCGGCAUUGCAUCGAUACUUUCCACCACUCGAGCACAGCGGGACGAUAUCGCGAAUGUCAAAUUCACAGGUCAGCGCGGUUUGACCAGAUCAGCCAAUCAUAGGACUGUUUCUCUCCUAACACGAAGCAAAGGUCAAGAUCAGCUCCUGCUGCUGGGUCUCCAAGAAGGUGAGGUCCGACCACAAGCUAGCUUCAACCUGCCGACAACGGACGCGCAGUCAGCACAUUUCUCUCCGGGACUGGAUCCUGUUCUGACCGUGGUGGACUCCCCGAGCUAUGGCGUGAGAGUAAACUUCUUCUCUGCCAUGGGUCAUCCGCUCGAAGCCCUCAACAUGAGUGGUCAGUUCGGGACAUCGUCGGAGUUGGAUGGUGUCGGUGUAUCCCAGCUGAGAUGGGCAAGAUCUAUGGACAACAGCAUUCUUGUUGUUGCGGAUGGCAAGAAGCAGAUACUUGUUCGCGAACAGAACCACCAGAAGUUGUGGGUUCGUGAGAUCGGUAUCCUUCAACACCCUCCGACAAUCGACGGAUCCAUGUCUUUGGUCUGGCAGCAGACGGGCGAUGGCGAAUUCGUUCUCCAGAAAGCAGCGUUCGAUGCUGUGCAAGCAGCGGCCUCCACGACAGAUGUGAUUCUGCUCGAGACGAACUGCGAUCAGACGUUCCUGGCUUCGACAGUACAAGACAACCCCAACACUUGCUGGGUCUGGCAACCCAAUCAUCCCGAUCCACAUACCAUUGUGACAUUCACAGAUCAUGUCAAAUUUCUCUUAUGGCAUCCAACCGAACCGAACGUCCUCGUUGUAACGACCAGCAGCAAGGAUCCCAUGGUGUACUGCUGGCAUACUGAAAGCCGUCCACCAAAACGCUGCGCCAUUCCGAUGACGGAUACAGGGUCCAACAAGUACGAAGCGAAAUGGGUAGAGCCGGCAGUUGAUGGAAGACAUCCGUUUGUCAUGACCAGUAACAAGGCAAUCGGCUACGGCUUAUUGAGACACGAAAAUGGCCAAGUCAUCUUCGACUCUCUGCCAGACCAGACGGCAGUUCAUCUCCUCGAUGAGAGUGAUGCGUCAGCGCUUGCUACUCCAAGCAAACCUGCCAAGGUCAAAUCUCAAGUCACUCCUAACUCUGAGUUAUGGUGA
Cyphellophora attinorum is the source of this 1566-nucleotide messenger RNA. RefSeq lists its product as uncharacterized. Gene Ontology annotation, cellular component: MWP complex; mitotic spindle; microtubule organizing center. Gene Ontology annotation, molecular function: protein binding. Bases 1 to 1566 code for a protein of 521 amino acids. The record is from RefSeq and is a predicted model, not a curated record. Gene Ontology annotation, biological process: microtubule anchoring at mitotic spindle pole body; mitotic sister chromatid segregation; protein localization to mitotic spindle pole body. The transcript is spliced from 2 exons. NCBI's taxonomy places the organism in Eukaryota, Fungi, Ascomycota, Eurotiomycetes, Chaetothyriales, Cyphellophoraceae.